AUGUUAUGGUUUUGUGCCAGACGAAGACAUAAUGAAUACAUGUUUAGGAUUCCUGCCGUAGAGCAGCAACUGGCACGCCUAUUAACCGUUCUCUCUUUUUUCUUUUUCUUUCUUUCUUUCUUUCUUUCUUUCUUUCUUUCUUUGUACGCCUCUUCAUUUCAUAUUCUUGUAUAUUAUUCUUUCUUUCUUUCUUUCUUUCUUUCUAUCAUUCGCUCUCUUAAAAAAAUCAUUCCCCUUCUUAUAUUCUCUCUUUCUCUCUCCCGCUCUCUCUAUUCUUCGCUCUCUUACAAAACUCAUUUCUCUUCCUCUUUCUGUCUUUCUCUCUAUAUAUAUCUCGCUCUCUUUCAAAACUCAUUCCUCUUUCUCUCUUCCUCUCUCUCUUUCUUUCACUCUCUUUCAAAAUUCAUCUCUCUUUCUUUCCUUCUCACUCUCUCUCUCUCUCUUUCUAUCUCUAUCUCCAUUUCUAUAUGUCCGUUUCUCCCAUUUUCUUUCCUGUUUUCUUUCUUUUUUCCUCUUUUAAUCCUUCUCUCCAUUUCUAUCUUUCCUCUUCUUUCUCUCUUUUAUGAUCUCUCUCUCUCUCUCUCUCUCUCUCUCUCUCUCUCUCUUUUCACAAACUCUCUCAGCAUUUAUCUCUUUCUCGUCCCAUUUCGUCUGUAUCUAGAAAAACUGGGGUUGUUUGUGAGUCUAUUUCUUUUUAUCUAUCUAUCUAUCUAUCUAUCUAUCUAUCUAUCUAUCUAUCUAUCUAUCUAUCUAUCUAUCUCAAUCUGUUUCUUUCUUUCUUUCUUUCUUUCUUUCUAUCUAUCUAUCUAUCUAAGUCUGUUUCUAUCUAUCUCAAUCUGUUUCUUUCUAUCUAUCUUUCUCAGUCUGUUUCUAUCUCUCCCUUUCUCUCUCUCUCUAUCUCUAUCUCAGUCUGAUUGUAUAUAUCUGGGUCUUUCUUUCUAUCGACCUAUCUAUCUAUUUCAGUCUGUUUGUAUCUAUCUUUCUAUCUCAGUCUAUCUAUCUAUCUAUCUAUCUAUCUAUCUGUUUCUUUCUUUCUUCCUAGCUAUCUCAUUUAUUUCUAUCUAUCUAUCUAUCUAUCUAUCUAUCUAUCUAUCUAUCUAUCUAUCUAUCUAUCUAUCUAUCACUGUUCUUAUUUGUAUAUCUAUCUAUAACAUAGGAACCCAUGAUCCCUUUGUCAGCCCAUAUUUCCUGUCUGCCUCUGCUGAUAUUUUCAGCCCACCUUUCUUGUCUGACUCUUCUGAUAUUUUCAGCUCACCUUUCCUCUGUCUGGCUCUUCUGAUAUUUUCAGCCCACCUUUCCUCUCCCACCUUUCUUCUAUCUGCCUCUUCUGAUAUUUUCAGCCCAUAUUUCCUCUGUCUGAUUCUUCUGAUAUUUUCAGCCCACCUUUCCUCUAUCUGCCUCUUCUGA
Acanthosepion pharaonis is the source of this 1407-nucleotide messenger RNA. The record is from the annotation of a GenBank genome assembly. Lineage: Eukaryota; Metazoa; Mollusca; Cephalopoda; Sepiida; Sepiidae.